Trichoplusia ni (cabbage looper) is the source of this 2662-nucleotide messenger RNA. RefSeq lists its product as uncharacterized. The transcript is spliced from 12 exons. Bases 151 to 1326 code for a protein of 391 amino acids. The record is from RefSeq and is a predicted model, not a curated record. Lineage: Eukaryota; Metazoa; Arthropoda; Insecta; Lepidoptera; Noctuidae.
CAUUGUGAACACGGCCGCUCACAGAAAGUAAAGUUAGCGAGGCAGUGGCGGCGCAGUGUUGCUUCGAGCGGCGCGCAGACCGGUCCGCCAUGCCGCGCUGACAGCCCGCGCACCUCCCGUCAAACUGACAACUAUCUGACAAGUGUAACAAUGUGGCCAGUGAUCACCCUCCUCGUCGCCGGCGCCCUCGCCGCGCACGCACAGAAUGCAGAAAGUACGGGCGAUUUCUCGCCUGUGGUCACGGCGACAUGCAAGACCGGCAUCAUGGCGAUCAAUAUAUCCUUCAACCAACCAUUCAACGGUGUUACACAUGCCAGGGAAUUCAGAACACCAGCGUGCAUGGCUCUGGGUAACGGCAGCGAGUCCCUCAGCUUUGACAUCAACCUAAUGGCAGCACAGGGCGCCCCGGACUACUGCGGAGUAUUCUGGAAUAAUCGAACCGACGAACGAUCCCUGCCGCUAGCAGUUCGUGUGCACCGCACUUUAGAGUUGGCAGACGACAAGUUUUACGUCAUCACUUGCGGGAAGGCUGGCUUCAGAAAUGCACGAAACGAAACUUCGCUUGUGUCCCUGCGAAUGUUGGACUCACAAGGCCGAAAAGUAUUGAAUGCAGCGUUCGGUCUGCCUUACACGCUCAGAGCCGAAAUCAGCAAGCCUGAUGGAAGCCACGGUAUCAGAUUGAAGAACUGUUUUGCAUUCAACAUGCGAAAUUAUACCGUCGAUCUAUUGGACAAUAGAGGAUGUUCAGUGAAACAACAGUCGGUGGUUGUGAAGUCGGAGACGGGCGCGGCGGAGCUCAUGAUAGCUUCAAUGUUCCGGUUUCCGGACUCCUCACAAGUCAACUUCCAGUGCGACGUAGCUGUUUGUAAAGGCACAUGUUCAAUGAUAGACUGCAACACAGAAGCUCGCUUCGAGAAAACUGAUGAAGAGAGCACCGUCACUGCUUCCACUGGCAUCUUUGUCUUGGACCCGAACGACAAUACAGUCCUAGCUAUGUCUUGCUCUGACGGCAGCGUGCGUCCGUUGUGGCUCCUGUACCUUGCCAUCGCGCUGGGAGUCAUGUUCGUAGUCAUGCUGCUCAUCAACUGCUUCCUAUGUACUGCCAUGACGUGCUCAUGCGCCAGAACUGACGUGAUUGAGAAAGACCCGUCUGUGGUGGAAGACUACGAUCCAUACCGCAGUUGGCACGGCAGCCAGUAUGGCAGUCGAUACCCGUCCUCGACCAUUCACUCAGCAAGGUCAGUUUCGGACAACAGUGACCACUACGCUAUAGUGCAAUCAAGGCCGGGCAGUCGACAUUCCGGCAUGCACCGAAAUAGACAUUAAUCAGGAGUUAGUGACCAAUGUUCUGUGAUGCGAGCGAAGACAAUAACAAUUCGUACAAACUUUGGGACUAUACGUGGACUACCAAAAGUAGCGUUUGUAUGUUACGAUCAGUGGAUAAGUUAACUACAAAUCCUUAACAUUUUUCAAUCAAAUUAUACAUAUAUUUACACAAUUACAAUAUUUGAAUACGAUUUGGUGCUUUAAAUCACAAAUAGUUAACAAUACGCUAGGAGAUGUUACCUUAAUGGAAGAAAUGCGUCCAACUCAUCAGAUGAAUUUUACUUGUGCCAUUAUAUGCAUGUACCUUGUGGUUUGUAAGAUGUAGGCAAUACUUUACUUUAUAUAUUGAUAAUAUCCUUUAUAUCAAUAGAAUACCUGAAUCGAUACAACGAAUACGUCCAAAUUCAUGUGUCAAUUAUUUAAAUACAUUAGCCGUAGAGUGAUAGACAUAAUCUUAGGUCCUCACGUUUUGUGAAACUUUAAUCUUAGAAUAAGGUUGUGUUUGUACAUUUAUAUAGAAAGUAUUGUUAAGCAUUUACUUGUGUGAUGCACUUUACUGACUGCAGGCAUUGUUAUCACAUGUAGAGUAUUACGAAAGUUAAGAAUUUUUUUUUGGAAAAUUGUUCUAAAAACUAAACAAAUAUUCCUAAUUUUAAGGGGUUCCGCACCAUAAGGGGAGAAUUGAAACUCUAAUACUGAGGGUUCGCUGUUGAAUGUUUUACAGAAAUAGUAUUUCUAUUGCCGCUAAAACAACUAAAACGAAAAAUCGAGUUAAAACAUCGUCGGUUAAAGUCAUCAAAAAAUUUAUUCCAUGUCCAAAUAAUUUGUUUUUCUCUAGCCUAUACCUAUGUACGGAACCUAGAGUGUCAAGGUUUAAGAAAUGCAGAUAAAUAUAAAUCUACAUAUUUUUGCUACAAACAUUCAUAGUAUUAAAGUGGGUUUAGCCACCAGAGUUGAGACACAACAUAACUAAACAAUUAUAUAGUAUAAUAUUCAAAGAAAUACGACUUCAAUUAAAAAGUCGGAUAUAGUUCUACUGAAACCCUAGUUGUAGAUAAUUUAAAUAAAUACCACAUCAUCACUGUGAAAUAAUAUUUAGAAUAAUAUGUAUAAUACCUUUAACAUGAUAAUUAUUUUUAAGAGUGAUUUGUUAAUUUUUAAUGCGCGAUCGGGAUCUUUUUGCUUAUUAAAAUGAGUUCUCAAAAUGGAUAUUUUAUGAAAUGUAACAAAGAAAUUUAUGAAAGGAGGUAUGAGUCAGUGUGAAUAUACUUUAAGCUCCAAACUUACGUAAGUAUUAUGUAUUUAGAUGUGAAACCAAUAAAUUCUUAACACUAAG